UAGGAUGACAGAAGUCCGAUGGCCAGUCAAUGUGAAAUCGUAUGCUAAAGAAAAGCUCAGCCAUGCUCGGCUGUCUAAAACGAAGAGUCACCCAUUGCAAGGGGUAACCCAAUACCAGGAAUCUGUGGUAGACGAAGAAAAGAAACCGGAGGAACCUUCCACAAAGAGGGGUGGAUCAGAUUUCAUCGUAUCAGAUCCUCUCUCUUCAAAUCCGCUCUUUGAUGACCCGCUCAAUGACCCUCUGUCCGGAGGUGAUGAACUUGAACCUAUGCUGGCGUUUAAUGAGCCUAAAGUUAAUGUUACCAAGAGUCGCAGAAAGUCCCCUCCUGCACCAACUGACCAUUGGAUACAAAGGAGAGGGGCGAUCCUAUCUAAAUUCACCACCUCUCAGAAACUCACACUUUCUGCUGGAUCUAAUAAACAUGAACGAGCGAAUGCUUCGUCAAUGUUACCGGAGAAAGUUAGAGACCGAUUGGAGCAGCUGGAUGAGAUGGAGGAUGGUCCAAACCUCAGUAACCUCACUCAAGCUGAGUACACCAAGACAAUCGAGAGAUGGUCGCUGUAUGCAGCGUGGGACACGGAGCAGCGAGUGAAGGCGCUAAAACUAGCUAUCCAGCUGAGUAAGCUGCUUAUAGACACAACCACAUCACAGUUCUACCCUAGCAAGUUCGUCCUUAUCACCGACAUCCUCAUGAAGUUCGGAGGACUUGUGUUUGCCAGAUUGAAGGACAAGUCAGCGGUAGUACAAGGCCACAUAACAAUUCCCCUCCGGUCUGACUUCACUCCAGAAGAUGUACCGGACUCUGCCAAGGAGACUGCUUCUAACUGGUUUUUCAAGUUAGCCUCUAUCAGAGAGCUGUUACCCAGACUGUAUCUACAACUUUCCAUCCUGAAGUGUAAUAAGUUCAUGUCAUCCGACGAGCACAGAUCAGUGCUCAUGCACAUCACUCUAGGAGCUCGCGGUAUAGGUGACCCUCUGGUUGCGAACUAUCUACGGUGUUUUGUUUGUCGAGUCGGGGCUGUAGUUGAUCCUGGGUUCGAUUCUUAUCUUCACCCUCUCUUCCAGGACGCACUUUUUAUCUAUCCUCAGAUUCUGAGUAGGGGCAAGCGGCUGAAGGACACGAGUAUCGGAGGAUAUUGUAUAACACACACUCCGGCUUAUGAUUGGCUGCUCAGUUGCUUGGGUCAACAUCUCUCUUCCCACGACUUGGAACAGCUUAUCGUGCAGGCUUCCGAGAUCCAGAACAAUGGUAUCCUCCUGAACGCGAUACUCUCCUCUCUACCAUACAACUACAUCACUGAUCACGUGUUCGAGCUAGUGGAUCAGGUGAUCAAGUGCCAGGAGACUGCCUUCCCUGUUUUCUACCUCCUCAAAAACCUUGGCGACAAGCUGACAAAUGGUAACCAUGGUAACACGUCACAAGCCAGGACUAUGUCGACACGUGACCGGAAGAAGCUGAUCAAGGUGGUGUGGACUCAGCUCUCAUCCCUGGAGGGGCAGAUUGAUGAGUACAUGGAGAGUGCUGUCGUCUGGCUCCAGUUUGUCUGCCUGGAGAUGAACAACACAAAAGACCUGGAUGUGAUUCUGGAUGAUAUUAUCAAGCACUUGCUGCCUGCCAGAACUUUUGAAGCUUGCUACCCCGCUUUGGAUAAGAUAUUGUCCAUUCUCUUAUCUUCUCAAGACGAUGUAACAGAGCUGUUCUCCUUAUCUAAAUUCCUCCCGUUCCUUGACCUGUUUCAAAAAGAAAGUGUUAAAGUGGAGGCUUGCAAGUCCAUCCUCUCUGCUUUUAGAAGUAAGAACGAAGGAAGCACGCGUAGUCCGAUAGCUGUCAGCAGUUUUAUCUACAUCUGUAAAACUCUCCACAACUCCGUAAAUGCACUCACAAACGAAGAUCAGAAAAGAGAUAUCAGUGAGCUGAUAAACAACUUCAUAUCCUCCGUGAGUUACGGUAGAGACUUUGAGGAACAGCUAGGAUUCUACGUGGAGUGUCGUGAUGCAUUCUCUAACCUGGACUCUAUUCUCUUUUACCUGGUUCAAAGUGUUUGUUCUCUUGCAGUCCAGACUCUAAAUAUCACCAAGGGGAACCACAACAAGAAGAGUGGCUCGUUUGUGAGGGGCUGUGUGGCCUACAGUUACAUCACUAUACCCAGCAUACUUUGUUACUUUGCCCGACUAGACCUCUACCUGCUGGCUGGUCAGGUGGCCCUUCUCAACUCCUCUCUUGUUCAGUGUGACUCCCUCUACAAAGAAGCACUGACGCUGAUAAGCGAAGUUCCUCCUUCACUUACUGGAACUGACGGUCGUCAGUAUUCCACGGAGCGCCGCCUCAUUGACUGGGUAUCCAGAUACCUCUCCAGUCUGCUAUAUGUCCCUGACAACCCCGCUCAGCAACCGCUGCACAUUUUCCGUGAGUUGUGCAGUGCUAUAGAGUCUUACAAACACUGGUCGAGUAACGGGAAUCUUAAAGUACGGGGAGUUCUGUUGAGUUAUCUGCUGUCUAUCGGACAACCUACCUUCAGUUUCAACAUUCAAAAUGUAGUUUCCAAUGAUAAACUGUAUGGACAAAAUAAGAAGUACCUAGCUCAAGUGGAUGAGCUGCUGGAAACAGUCUUGGAAAAGAUUAUCAGUUACCUUGAUGCCAUCGAUAAAUUAGCGCAGGAGUCUGAGAACCUGGAAGAGUUGACUCGGAUAGCAUAUCGGGUUGUAGAGGGGCUAGAUGUAACGCAGCCUAACCCCAACAAGCUGCUUACUAAAGUUGCUUCUCUCUGCUACCAGGCGAACAGGAACUUCUUGAUUGUUGAGAGCGACGUGGCCAAAUCUUCAGUUCGAUGGACCAAGAUGCUCCCCGCACUUCAGAAGAUACAACGUGAGAUAGCGACUCAGAUUUAGAUGUUUCUCUGCUCUGACGUCACGACGUGCCAACUUUAAAUCGGUGCAGCAUGACAAUUUGACAUUAAAGCUAUGGUACAGAUUGAACAUUUUGAAAAGAUAAUCUUAUGAUAAUAUCAUGGGCUAAGAUGGUUAUAGUUAUUGGAACUCGUCCACAUUCACGUAAUCAGUCACAAUCAGCGUGCUAAAUCAAGGUCGAGAUUUUUCUAAAAGAGCCCCUCGGAAGUUUCGACGUAUUUUUUAACAAUGAUUUUGAAUCACGCCGCAUGAUUGAGGGUUUAAAUGCUUCCCUUUUGAGUUAUCGGCGAAUGAUUGCAACUUUUUUUUCGACUACUUGUCACUUGUCAGGGCCACAUAGAAACCGUAUAAAAGUCAGACACGUGAUGGUCCAGUGCAGAGUGAUUUAUCAUCAUUCAAUCAGUCGGAUAGGUUUUAAUAUACUAUGGAAAUGAUCCAAGAUAUUAUGUACAUGUUAUUAAGGAUGGUAGUUUUGGGUAAAGCAUGUCAUAAUGACGUACACGUUAUAGUAUAAAUAAUUAUGUUAUGUUCACUAUUUUGUGUUAAAUUUUUGAACGUCUUUGACCUGCCGUAUUUGGCUUCUUCACUACUGCUUGACUGUUUUGUUUUUCCUGUUUGAUUUCCGUAGAAGGAUUUUUGAAUUUAUUUUUGUUGAUUUCGUUAAUUAGAUGGUGUUCAGAUUUUUUAUUUUUGUAUGCUUUUUAUCAUUAUUCACAAAUAAGUUGUUUAGU
Bolinopsis microptera is the source of this 3639-nucleotide messenger RNA. RefSeq names its product VPS35 endosomal protein-sorting factor-like. Gene Ontology annotation, biological process: endocytic recycling. Lineage: Eukaryota; Metazoa; Ctenophora; Tentaculata; Lobata; Bolinopsidae. The record is from RefSeq and is a predicted model, not a curated record. Gene Ontology annotation, cellular component: endosome. The transcript is spliced from 21 exons. Bases 5 to 2890 code for a protein of 961 amino acids.